CAGGGGGGUUGAAACGCGAUGACCUUUGAGGUCCUUUUCAACCCAGGCCCUUCUGCGAUUCUCUGAUUCCGCAGCUGAGCAUUCACUCCGUCGAAGAGCAUCGUCGUGCUCUCUGUCGCCGCCGCGGUUUCCGGGGCAAUAAACAGGAGGCGUUACUUUUGGAGCGCCCCGGCGGAGCUGGCUCGGCUCCAUCCCCGCGUCCCGUCCCCGCAGGUCCAAGGUGGAGCGCGUCCACGACGUCCUGACCGGGAACGCGGCCGUGAUCCGCAUGGUGGUCGGCUUCUACCGCAGCGCCCGCGGGCAGAGCGCCCUGCGGCAGAUCCUGGGCCGCCCGGUGCGGGAGGUGCUGCAGGAUGCGACCCUCAGCAUCCGCACCGACCCCGUGGACAUCUACAAGGCGUGGGUCAACCAGAGCGAGUCGCAGAGCGGGGAGAGGAGNGGGCUCCCGUACGAGGUGAGCCCCGAGCAAGCCCUGUGCCACGCCGAGGUCCGGCGGCGCCUGGAUAUCUCCGUCCGCACGCUCCUCGCCGUGACGGAGAAGUUCGUCUCUGCCAUCACCUCUUCCGUGGAUAAAAUCCCCUACGGGAUGCGCUACGUGGCCAAAACCCUGCGGACGUCCUUGGCCGAGAAGUUCCCCGAAGCCUCGGAGGAGGAGCUGGACAAGGUCGUGGGGAACCUGCUCUACUACCGCUUCAUGAACCCGGCGGUGGUGGCCCCCGACGGCUUCGACAUCGUGGACAUCUCGGCCGGGGCUGCCCUGCGCCCCGAGCAGCGCCGCAGCCUGGGCUCCAUCGCCAAAGUGCUGCAGCACGCGGCCGCCCGGAAAACCUUCCAGGGGGAGAACGCGCAUCUGUGCGGGGCCAACCGCUACCUGGAGGAGACCCACGCCAAGUUCCGGAGAUUCAUCGCCGCCGCCUGCCGCGUCCCCGAGCCCGAGGAGAGGUUCAACGUGGACGAGUACUCGGAGCUGGUGGCGGUGGCCAAACCCGUCAUCUACAUCACUGCGGGGGAACUCAUCGACACGCACAGGCUCCUCCUCGAGCACCGGGAUUCCAUCGCGCCCGACCCCGGGGAUCCCCUGCACGAGCUGCUGGAAGACCUGGGCGAGCUGCCCAGCGUCCAGGCCCUGGUCGGGGAGAGCGCUCCCAGCCCGGGGGGUGGCACUGAGCCCCCCCAGCUCAGCAGAACGGAGAUCUCCCUCACCCUCACCGGGAAGCCGCUGCCGGAGGCGGGCAGUGAGGAGAGCGAUGGCAGGAGCCUGCUGCUGAGCACCAAGCAGAUGCUGGUGGACGUCAUCCAGUGCCAGCCAGGAGGGUCCCUCCCCGAGAUCCUGUGGACGCCGGCAUCAGAGCUGGAGGAGGCCUCCCACCACCACCUGAUGCGGCGGCGGGCGCUGUGGGACGCCCAGACCCCCACCAAACUGCACCGGCACCGCUCGCUGGCGGCCAGCAGCCAGCUCAGCUUGGAGGAGAAGAAGCGCAGGAUCGUCCGCAACCUGCGGCGCUUGGAGGGCCUGGGGCUGGUGGACUCGGCCCAGCAGUACCAGGGGCUCGUCAACGAGCUGGCCAAGGACAUCCGCAACCAGCGGCGCUACCGGCAGCACCGCAGGGACGAGCUGCUGAAGCUGCGGCAGACGCUGCGCGCCCUCGAUGCCAAGACUUUGUUCUACGAGGAGCAAAUCGAUUACUACAACCAGUACAUCCAGACCUGCCUGGACAACCUGGCCUCCAGCAACAAGGGCAGCGGGAAGAGCAAGAAGCCGCAGCCCCUGCGCUACACGGCUGCUCGGCUCCUCGAGAAGGGCGUGCUGCUGGAGAUCGAGGACCUGCCGGCCAGCCAGUUCAAGAACGUCAUCUUCGACAUCGUCCCGUGCCAGGAGUCGGGCAGGUUCCAGGUGAAAGCCAAAUUCAUGGGGGUGGACAUGGAGAGGUUCCAGCUGCAUUACCAGGAUCUGCUGCAGCUGCAGUACGAGGGCGUCGCCGUCAUGAAGAUGUUCGACAAAGCCAAAGUCAACGUCAACCUGCUCCUCUUCCUCCUGAAUAAGAAGUUCUUCAAGAAGUGAACGCCGCCUGGGGGGGCACUGGGGGUGACUCCCACC
Numida meleagris (helmeted guineafowl) is the source of this 2098-nucleotide messenger RNA. RefSeq names its product ras GTPase-activating-like protein IQGAP3. Lineage: Eukaryota; Metazoa; Chordata; Aves; Galliformes; Numididae. Gene Ontology annotation, molecular function: GTPase activator activity; calmodulin binding; actin filament binding. The transcript has 13 exons. The record is from RefSeq and is a predicted model, not a curated record. Gene Ontology annotation, biological process: regulation of actin cytoskeleton organization; regulation of GTPase activity. The coding region runs from base 269 to 2062 and encodes 597 amino acids. Gene Ontology annotation, cellular component: cytoplasm.